AUGCAGAACAUCAUCGAUCAAAACCUAGACAUGGCUACGGCUUUACUCGCCGGCGAGAAGCUGAAGGAGCUGAUCCUGCCCGGCUCCUCUCAGGAUGAGAGGGGCGGGUUACUGGCUGGCCUCAUGGUGCAGCUCAAACUGGAGCUGCCCUUUGAUCGUGUUGUCACCAUAGGGACGGUCAUCAUCCCCAUCCUGCUGGUCACCCUAGUCUUCACAAGGAACUUUGCAGAGGAGUCCAUAUACUGUUACACACCACACAACUUCACCAGAGAUCAGGCACUGUAUGCAAGAGGCUACUGCUGGACAGAGCUGCGGGACGCUGCGCCUGGUCUGGAGUCUCACCUUUGGCCUUCACUAUUUGAACACAAGUUCCUGCCCUAUGCCCUGCUGGCCUUCGCUGGAAUCAUGUACAUUCCUGCUUUGGGCUGGGAGUUCCUUGCCUCUACACGGCUCACUUCAGAGCUCAAUUUCCUGCUUCAAGAGAUUGAUAACUGCUAUCAUCGAGCCGCUGAGGGCAGAGCCCCAAAGAUCGAGAAGCAGAUCCAAUCCAAAGGACCUGGCAUAACUGAGCGAGAGAGGAGGGAGAUCAUAGAGAACGCAGAGAAGGAGAAAAGCCCCGAGCAGAACCUGUUUGAGAAAUAUUUGGAGAGACGAGGCCAAAGUAACUUUCUGGCUAAGCUUUACCUGGGACGCCACCUGGCUAUUGUCUGCCUCAGUUCCAUCCCCAUUUCCUACCUGAGCGCCUACUAUGCCCGCCAGAGGCAGAAUGAGUUCACCUGUGCGCUGGGUGAGCCACCAGACACUAGCAGCUAUCAAGAGCUGAGGCUCAGGGUCAACUGUAAGCUGCCUGCUGUGCAGCUGCAGCGCAUCAUGGCAGCAGUAGAUAUCGCUCUGCUCUGCACCAUGAACCUCAUCAUCCUGAUUAAUUUGCUGCACUUGUUUGUGGUGCGCAAGUCCAACUUUGUAUUUGACAAACUACACAAAGUUGGCAUUAAAACGCGGCGACGCUGGCAGAAGUCUCAGUUCUGCGACAUCAACAUCCUGGCCAUGUUCUGCAACGAGAACAGGGACCACAUCAAGUCGCUCAACCGGCUGGACUUCAUCACCAAUGAGAGUGACCUCAUGUAUGACAAUGUGGUCAGGCAGCUGCUGGCUGCGCUUGCACAGUCCAAUCAUGACGCUACACCCACUGUAAGGGACUCUGGGAUACAAACAAUUGACGCCCACAUGAACCCCUCUGAUCUUGGCGUGGGAGAGAUGGCUGGGGAGCCGCUGGUCAUCAAACGGCCCCGCAAGAAGAUGAAAUGGAUCCCAAGCUCAAAUCCUCUUCCUCAGCCAUUUAAGGAACCUCUUACCCAGACACGCGUGGAAAACAAUGCCAAGACUGAAAAACCCAAACCAGUCAGACGAAAGGCACUGGCAGACAGCUUCACCGCACCACAUCUGGAUACCAAGAGCACACAAUAUCCUGCAAUAAAAAGUAUGCAGUACUAUGAACAUAAAAAGCACACUCGCAACUUCUCUCUGGACGUCCACCCAUACAUGCUGACCAUUCGUAAGCCCAAGGUGGAGGCCACAACCGCAGAGCCUCUUCCCUCAAAGCACAACAUGGAUACAGUGUACCUCGAAGGCACGCACACUAUCGUUCAUGUGUCUGGUGCCAUUACAGAAACUAAGAUUUGCUCGCCACAAUCCACCAACACUGCCUUUUCUACGGUGACCCUGCCCACCACUACUUACGUAAAUGGUGUGAGCCCGAACCCUCCCUCCAGUGAGGACGCACUCAGUCCCAAGUCCUCGCCUCCUCCUCUUCCUUCUCCAAGGGAGCCUCCCACCCAGACGGAAAACCCUGAGUGUCCGCCACCACCCCUGACCAGAGCCCCUACACACCAGCUGCUGAGUAUACAUCACACUCUCUUUGAGGAAGAAGAGGAUGAAGAACACCGCAGGGACAGACUGGCAGAGAGACCCGGGGAGCUCAUCGCUGCUGGGGAAUGUUAA
Messenger RNA from Perca flavescens (yellow perch), 2001 nucleotides. It is a transcript of the gene panx2, whose product is annotated as pannexin 2. Gene Ontology annotation, biological process: positive regulation of interleukin-1 production; monoatomic cation transport; cell-cell signaling. Gene Ontology annotation, cellular component: plasma membrane. NCBI's taxonomy places the organism in Eukaryota, Metazoa, Chordata, Actinopteri, Perciformes, Percidae. Bases 1 to 2001 code for a protein of 666 amino acids. The record is from RefSeq and is a predicted model, not a curated record. The transcript has 5 exons. Gene Ontology annotation, molecular function: wide pore channel activity.